UUAACAUUUUGUUCAAAAUACAAAGGAGGCAGUCCAGGAUUACCUGAAGGAGAAUGCCCCCCCGAAGAGCAACGGGGAACUGCCCUGUGGGCAUCGUUACUCUAAUCGGGACUCAAACUGCUGCCUCAGGAUGGUCUCACAGGGAAGACUGGUGGUGACGGUGGUCAGAGCCUGGGGACUGGUGGGAGACUACCACUGGAUAGCAGGAGACACUGAAGGGUUUGCUGUGGUCACCUACGGUUCCAAGUCCCAUCAGACCGAUGUGAUUCCGUCCAACCAUCCUGUCUGGAAUGCUACCUUUGACAUGGGUCCCUUUGACAAAGACCUGAGUCUAAACGUGGCUGUCUGGGAUUACGAUCCUGUGAAUGAAGAUGACAAGCUGUUGACCUGUACCGUUGACCUUGAGCAGGGGUCACACGAACUCUGGUGUAACAACAGCGGGGGGGUGGGGGUUUAUUUCCUGUACACCCUCACCUGUGACCCUCACCUGACCGGGGACAAGUGUGAAAAAUACAAACCUUUCAGAGCCACAACACCCUCCACCCCCACAGUCCACUCUAAUCCACUCUACAGUAAGAGUGGGCUCCUCUUCCCUACCUUUCCUGUCCAGAGUUCAGCAGUUCUGUACCUGUGGUUCUUGUACAUCUCUGUAUAAUGUACCCCUCACAACACACUGGAGGAAAUGCAUCCCAGGCAGUGGGUCUGUUGCCUGUACAGCUCACCAGGAACCAGGUUGGAAACAAGGGGAAUAAUUAGAAUAUGUUUUCCCCAGGGGUGGUACUCGGUGCACCCCCCCCCCCCCAUGUCUUUAUCUGUCAUGUAUAAUCAGAGAGUUUAUAGGGUUCAGAUGACUAUAUAAUGAUUAUUCACAUCAAAGCUUGUCUGUGACCUCAACAAAUUACAUUGUACCUUUAUAAUUAAACGGUGGCUGUCAAACGAUUAAAUACUGUAUGUAAAUAUGAAUAUUGAUUGAGCUACUCUAUAGCCACCGCUUUUAACAAUUUCUUCAUUCAGUCUGUACUAGAUGUGGGGGUAAAGUUGACAGUGAGUGAGUUAUUUAACACCCAAUGCGAAGACUCACUCUAAAUGUUUGAUGUGAUUCCAACUACUGAGGUGAAAAGAGCUUGAAAACCUCUAAAGCCAAAGAUGUCUAUGGUUUUGAUGAUGUUUUCUUUAAAACAUAUAUUAUAGUUAAACAUCACCAAUAACACAUCAGAUGAAUCUAUCCAUAAACCAAGGUAUCUUCCCAAGGGAAUGGAAGUCAGCUGCUGUUGCCACCAUGUUCAAGUCUGGAGUUUGUUUUCAGGUCAAUAAUUAUAGACCUAGAAGCAUUUCACCAAUUGUUUCAAAGGCUGCAGAAUGAGUGGUUUCUAAGCAAUUGACUGAUCCCUUGAAUACUAGUGAUUACUCAUUAUAACCCAUGCAAUUGGCUUCAGAGAUUUGCCAAAGUGGAAGUGGUAGGAGCUGUGUUUUAUAUAUUUGCUAAAAGCACUUGAUACUGUAAAUCACAGAACACUACUCUCUAAACUAGAACAUUUAAAUUUCUCCCCCAAUGCUUUAAAAUGGAUGGAUUAGUUUAUCUGACAGAAUGCAGUGUUAGAAUCAACCAGAAAGUCACAUUUUCUGGCAACUGUGCAAUGGGGUCCCACAAGGAUCCGUUUUACACUUUACACUUUAGCUUAUAUAUAAAAGACAUGCUUCAUGUGUCACGGUAAUACGGUGCUGAUAUAUAAUAUGCAGAUGAUGUUAUAUACACAUGCAGCCAGUGAAAAAUAAUAUCUGCACCAGGGACUACAGACAGACAGUUGUCUCAAUCUGGAAUAUUUACAGAAAUGUUCAUGGAUGUGCUUUGUCCCUGUUAAAUAAAUGUAUAAAUCAAA
Molecule: messenger RNA, 1880 nt
Organism: Oncorhynchus masou masou (cherry salmon)
Lineage: Eukaryota; Metazoa; Chordata; Actinopteri; Salmoniformes; Salmonidae
Product: perforin-1-like
Exons: 2
Coding region: 131-655 (174 amino acids)
Biological process (GO): T cell mediated cytotoxicity; immunological synapse formation; defense response to virus
Cellular component (GO): membrane
Molecular function (GO): wide pore channel activity
Source: RefSeq, a predicted model, not a curated record